AUGUCAAAAGGCGUCUGGAGAAAAUGCGCCCUCUCCCCGGCUGGAGGAGCCUCGUUCACCUGUCUCGUGAUGAUGUUUCUUCUUGUCGCUGUUAACAAACACCGGGGGAGUCAAGUGGAGGACGUUUCCACCGAGAGAGAGUUCGGGACUCGCUCCCUGCAGAGUUUAAACAGCAUGGGUAAAAAUGACAAAACCGAGGACCGGGUCGGGGAGAAAUGUCAGGCGGCACAGGUGAAGGGUUUCUCGGUGUACUUCAGUGAGUUGAGCCGGGGGAAGCGGGCGGUGGAGCACAGAGCGGUGAAGGCUAGUGAUCCUACCCCGGUGGAGGAGCUCAGUCCGGCGGAUGUGUUCAUAGCGGUGAAAACCACCAGGAAAUACCACCACAACAGGCUGGACCUACUGCUGGACACGUGGAUCUCCAGAAACAUGCUACAGGUAAUGGGGAAAACUUUACACUUCCAGGAAUUAGGUGCCCUGCUCAAGGGCAAAUCAAUAGAUUUUUCACCUAGUCGGCUCUGGGGUUCGAACCAGCGAACGUUCGAUUAUUAGCCCAACGCUCUUAACCGCUAGACUAGCCUAUUGGACACAUUGCUAUUGUGGUAGUUUGUGAAAUUGUAUUACCAAUGCAUCUAA
This is a messenger RNA of Coregonus sp. 'balchen', 633 nucleotides long. The record is from the annotation of a GenBank genome assembly. Lineage: Eukaryota; Metazoa; Chordata; Actinopteri; Salmoniformes; Salmonidae.